AUGGACUCUCCGACGAAGAAUCAAUCCAUUACCAACGCCGCUCCGGCUAGGGCGGUUGCUGUCAAGGAUGCUACUGAUAUCGAACCUGGCAAUGACAACCUCGAUCCGAGCUCGCACACCCAUGCCAUCGAUGAUGUUUUUGCGGAUAGCCAGGUCAAGUUGCGUCGAGGCCUUCACGGGAGAAGUAUCACGAUAAUGGGGCUCGCGGGAGCUAUCGGUACAGGUCUUUUCCUUGGCAGCGGUAAAGCGGUCACCAAUGGUGGCGCCGUUGGUGCCGUCUUGGGUUACACUGUUAUGGGCGUGGCUAUCGGGUGUAUGAUGAUGUGCUUAGGCGAAAUGACGGUCUUCAGGCCUCAUGCCGGUAGCAUUGUUUCCUUCGCUGGCGAUUUCGUUGACGACUCCUUCGCGUUCGCUUUCGGAUGGACAUAUUACCUCUUUCCAGCAAUUAUCCCGGCCGUGGAGCUUGUUGCUGCUGCAAUAUUGAUUCAGUAUUGGGAUACAAACUCUGAUCACAUGGCCAUAUAUCUCGUUGUGAUGAUGGGUGGUGUCAUGGCAUGUAACAUGCUUGGCUCGAGGUGGUUUGGAGAACUUGAAGCCGGAUUUGGUAUUUUGAAGGUUACAGCAAUUGUUGGACUCAUUAUUCUCGGACUUGUUAUCGAUCUUGGAGGGGCACCCAACAAAGAUCGGCUCGGAUUCAGAUAUUGGAAAGAGUAUCCAUUCAACGAUGACUAUUUGGAUAUUUCGAACAAAACAACCGCUCGCUUCUUGGGAUUCUGGGCCGUACUCACUCAAGCCGCAUUUUCAUACGGCGGAGUCGAACUCAUUGCCUUGGCGGCCGGUGAGGCCCAAAACCCGAGAGUCGCUAUGGCUAGCGUUUAUAGACGCAUGUUUUUGCGUAUCGGCCUCCUUUACGUGGUGUCUAUGUGGAUUAUUUCUAUGUGUGUUCCACGAAACGACCCGAAUCUUCUUGCCGAGCUUGCAUCAGGGAAGACAUCUGUCGCCGAAUCUCCUUUUGUGAUCAUGAUCAACCGUGCUGGAAUCUCGGUGCUUCCACACAUAAUCAAUGCCGUUGUACUUACGUCUGCGUUCUCUGCGGGAAACUUCAGCUUUUUCAUGGGCUCACGAAUGCUUGUUGCUCUCGGUCGUCAAGGCUACGGCCCCAAGGCUCUAACCAGAGUGACCAAAAACGGCGUCCCCAUCUAUGGGUUUGUGAUCCAGUCCGUCUUUCUUUGCCUUUCUUUCUUAGCACUUUCGAAUGGCCCCAACAAAGCAUUCAACUGGCUAUCCAACCUUACAACUCUCUGCAACAUGAUUUGUUGGACUUGCGUAUGCGUCUGCUUCAUACGGUUUCAUAAGGCGUGCGUGGCUCAAGGAGUCGAUCGCAAAAGCUUUGUCUUCAGAAGUUAUUUCCAACCAUAUCUUGCAUGGGCAACAAUGAUCUUCAUCGGGAUUGUGAUGUUCUUCAACGGUUUCGCAACUUUCAUCGGAGAGGAGUUUGAUUAUCAAAACUUCAUCGUUGCAUAUAUAACUUUGGUUAUAUUUGCCAUCCUCUACGUCGGAUAUAGGCUUAUACGACGGACGAAACUGAUUCCUAUUAUGGCGAUUGACUUGUCCUACUAG
This is a messenger RNA of Capronia coronata CBS 617.96, 1620 nucleotides long. RefSeq lists its product as uncharacterized. The coding region runs from base 1 to 1620 and encodes 539 amino acids. Gene Ontology annotation, biological process: amino acid transmembrane transport. Gene Ontology annotation, molecular function: amino acid transmembrane transporter activity. The transcript has 14 exons. NCBI's taxonomy places the organism in Eukaryota, Fungi, Ascomycota, Eurotiomycetes, Chaetothyriales, Herpotrichiellaceae. The record is from RefSeq and is a predicted model, not a curated record. Gene Ontology annotation, cellular component: membrane.